AUGGCCUCUAACACAAUUAGCGAGUUCGCUCACUUGCGAAUCCCACUAGAAGAAAUAGUGAAGGCCACCGAUAACUUUGCUGAUGACAAUAUUAUCGGCAAAGGUGGAUUCGGAAACGUUUACAAAGGGAAACUUAUGAGGUAUGGCAGGUUGAUAGAUAUCUCUUGCCGGAGGUUAGAUCGUAGGCAUGGGCAGGGAGACGUCGAGUUCUGGACGGAGAUUUCCAUGCUUGGUAGCCUCAAGCAUGAAAAUAUAAUCACUAUAAUCGGGUAUUGUGACGAGAAAAACGAGAAGAUCAUCAUCACGUACUAUUAUUCCAAGGGAAGUCUCUCGAUGCACCUAAGCGACGCUACGAACCUCACAUGGAUCCAAAGACUGAAGAUAUCUCUUGGUAUUGUUAGGGCAAUAUUUUACCUCCAUGAGAACAUCGGAGAGAGUUAUUAUGUCAUACAUCGUAACAUUAACAGCUCCACGAUUUUAUUAGAUGAUAACUGGAAACCCAAGUUAUCUGGAUUUGAAUUUUCAAUCAAACAUUCAAUAGAUCGAAAGAACCAUAUUUUUUUCUGUGAAGCGAUUGGGACACGAGGGUAUAUGGACCCAGAAAUUGAAAAGACGGGAGGGGUGACACACAAGUCGGACAUCUACUCGUUGGGGGUCGUUUUGUUUGAACUCUUGUGCGGCAGAAAAGCAUUUGAUCCAAAAUUAGAAAAUGAUAUGUUUCUAGCACCAUUGGCCAAAUUUCGUUAUGAAAAUCGUACACUGAAAGAUAUAAUCAAUCCUGAUUUACGGGAUCAAAUGAUUCGAUCAGAAUCAAUUGUACUGUUCUCAAAAGCGGCGUAUCAUUGCUUACAAGAGGAGCGAGUACAACGCUCAGAUGCGACCUUAGUCGGGCACCUUGUUGAUCAAGCACUUCAAUAUUGUGAAAUGAAGGAUGAUGAUGAUGAUAAUGAUAGUGGUGAUGGUAUUGGCGGUGUUAAUGGCGAUGAUUGUCAUUCUACUCCUCUAAACUACAUAUAUGCAAUACUCUUUCUCCCACUUACCAUAUUGCUACUGCAGGUAAAUGGCUUUGGCCACUUAAGAAUUCCCCUCACAGAGAUGCUUUGGGUUUUACUUAUGGCUACGCCAAUUGAUUCACCAGAGAACUCUUCGUUCGAUGAAAGUAUGUCAGUGUGUGAAUAUGUAGCGGAAGUACUCGAAUGUUUUGAUAGAGAAAGUAUGAUGUCCGUUGAAGAGAUGAAUAAAGGUGAAAUACCGAAGAGAUGUUACAAAGUAAAUAUAAAACAAUACAAGACUAAAGAACAUAUGUUCAAUAAAGAAAUUGAAAUUCUUAGUAGUUGUAAACAUCGCAACAUAGAAUCGCUUCUUGGAUUCUGUGACGAAACUCCUGAUAUGAUACUUGUUUUUGAUUUCUUCCCUUCUUCUCCACUUUCUGAUCAGUUGGAAGGACUACUUCUCACAUGGGAAAAACGUCUGAAAGUGUGCCUUGAGAUUGCACACGGAAUAAAUUACAUUCAUAAUGAGAUGGAGGACCAAAAGAUGAUAAUACACCGUGCCAUUUGUAGUGACAACAUUUUGUUAGGAGACAAUGAGGAGGUGAAGAUUACUGGAUUUCGAGAAUCAUUAAUGUUCCUACCUCUGAAUCAAGCUGACGACACUCUGUAUAUUGAGAAUACAAAUCCAAAGUUCAAUCCUUACUUGGAUCCACAAUACGUCAAGACUGGCAAACUGAAAAGAGAGUCAGAUGUAUAUAGUUUUGGAGCAGUUUUGUUUGAAAUCUUAUGUGGGAAGUCUGCCUAUAAGUUAACUUGUGUUAAGGAUGGCCAAGAACAUGAACUGUUGUCCCAGGUGGUACGACAAUGGCUCGAUGCAGGAAUAAUAAAGAAAAAGAUAGCUUCUGUAAUUAUGGGAGAAAAUGGAGAAAACAAAUUUUAUCUAAAUAAAGGUCCCAACGAAGAUUCUUUGAAUGCAUUUUUAAAAAUAGCACAUUGGUGUUUGGCAGAAACGCAAAAUGAACGUCCAACAAUGAAAGUCGUCAUCAAAGAACUUGAAAAAGCAUUAUCAUAUCAGGAAAACAAUAAGGAUAACUUCCGAAUGUCGUUUGAGGAAAUAAAAUUGGCCACACAUGACUUCAGUCCUCACAAACUCAUUGGGGGAGGAGGUUUUGGGGGGGUAUACAAAGGCAAAGUUGCGCAUAGACAUGAUAAUGGGCAUUAUACCAUUGUCGCAAAACGGUUAGAUACAAGUCAUGGUCAAGGGGAGAAACAAUAUUAUAAUGAGCUACAAAUACUCUCCGAGUAUAAGCAUGACAAUGUCAUCGGUCUUGUAGGCUACAGCAACGAAACUAACGAAAAAAUCAUUGUUUAUGAACAUGCAUGUAAAGGAAGCCUUGACAAGUAUUUGAAUGAUGUUAGUCUUACAUGGAGGAAUCGACUUAAGAUAUGCAUUGAUUUUGCAACUGGGUUGGAUUUUCUUCAUGAAGGCGGUCAUGGAAAAGAGGUUGUGAUACAUAGGGAUAUCAAAGCUGCUAACAUUUUGUUGUUUGAUGAUUGGAAGACAAAAAUUGGUGACUUUGGACUUUCUAUUAUAAGCACGGUAAAUAAGGAAGCAGACUAUGUCAUUGAUCAUGCUUGUGGCACAAAGGGCUACUUGGACCCAUUGUACUUAAAAUCAGGUUUCUUAACCACGGAAUCCGACAUUUAUUCAUUUGGUGUGGUUUUGUUUGAGAUCUUAUGUGGGAGAUCAACAUUUGAGAUUCACAAAUAUGAGGGCCAGUUUCUAGCCAAGUUCAUUAAACAUAAAUUUGAAAAAGGAAAACAAGAUGAAAUGGUAUCUGAGUCUAUAAAGGAAGAAAUCACGCCAAGAUCAUUGACUACAUUCCAAGAGAUCGCCUACAAGUGUUUAGACGAUGACAGGGAAAAACGGCCAACGGCAAGAGAAGUUUUAACAGAACUAAAAAAGGCAUUGGAAUUUCAAGAAGAUACAAACAUAGGAGCAGAAACGAGCUAAUUACAAAAAGAGAAGAAAUGUUUCUGGAUGUCACCAAGACAACAACUCUCGAUAACUACUAAGUUUAACAAGCAUAACGUUCAUGGGAGUGUAAUGUAAUUUUCCUAAAUGUUUUAAAUCAUGUACUUUUUCUUUUGGUUCAAUUGGGUAAUUGUAAUCUUAGUUUUGUAGAACCCAUGAUAUUUCUGUUUACAUGAUUUUCAAGAAGUUUCGGUUAACAAUUUAA
Erigeron canadensis is the source of this 3232-nucleotide messenger RNA. RefSeq lists its product as uncharacterized. Gene Ontology annotation, biological process: protein autophosphorylation. The record is from RefSeq and is a predicted model, not a curated record. The transcript is spliced from 5 exons. Gene Ontology annotation, molecular function: ATP binding; transmembrane receptor protein tyrosine kinase activity. Bases 1 to 3006 code for a protein of 1001 amino acids. Gene Ontology annotation, cellular component: plasma membrane; plasmodesma. NCBI's taxonomy places the organism in Eukaryota, Viridiplantae, Streptophyta, Magnoliopsida, Asterales, Asteraceae.